This is a messenger RNA of Notothenia coriiceps (black rockcod), 5490 nucleotides long. RefSeq names its product E3 ubiquitin-protein ligase Itchy-like. The transcript is spliced from 23 exons. Gene Ontology annotation, biological process: protein K29-linked ubiquitination; protein K63-linked ubiquitination; protein K48-linked ubiquitination. Lineage: Eukaryota; Metazoa; Chordata; Actinopteri; Perciformes; Nototheniidae. Gene Ontology annotation, cellular component: cytoplasm. The coding region runs from base 1 to 2667 and encodes 888 amino acids. Gene Ontology annotation, molecular function: ubiquitin protein ligase activity; protein binding. The record is from RefSeq and is a predicted model, not a curated record.
AUGGUCUGUGUGCUAUCUGCAAAGCUAAAAGAGAACAAGAAAAACUGGUUCGGCCCCAGUCCUUAUGUGGAAGUGACAGUCGACGGCCAGUCCAAGAAAACUGAGAAAUGCAACAACACCCACAGCCCCAAAUGGAAGCAGCCGCUCACUGUGAUUGUGACUCCGUUCAGCAAACUGGUGUUCCGUGUGUGGAGCCACCAGACUCUGAAGUCCGACGUGUUGCUGGGCAUGGCCACACUGAACGUCAGUGACACGCUCAAGUCUAACGAAAUGAAAAUUUCUGAGGUGGUGCAGACCUUACAGCUGUGUACAGACAGAGACCAGUCCGAUGUGGUGGGAGACCUCUCCGUCUGCCUGGACGGAAUGACUGUCGACCCCGAGAUGUUCGCCACGGCAGAGGCCGACCAUCACAGUACAUCAAACGGGGAUUCCCAACCCAAUGGGGAUCAUGUCACAAGGCGGAGUCGAGACAGCUCCCCUGCUGUGAGCGUGGACGGUGUCGAGCACAGGUCUUCUCCCAGCGGACGGAGGUCGGUGCACAGCGCGGGGUCUCCCUCUGUGUCCUCAGGGGGCUCGAGGCCUCUACGACCCCCCCGGCCCUCCAGACCUCCUCCUCCAACCCCGCGCAGACCCGCCUCUUCACCAGCAUCUUCUAGUAAUGGCUCUGCAACAGCUGACGGCAGUGACGGUCAGUCGGGUUCUGACACACCGGUUCGAACCCCGGCUUCAGGACCUUCACCGCCCCCAGGACCCUCACCUACCCCAGGACCCUCACCUGCCCCAGGACCCUCACCGGCCCCUGGAUCGAGUCCAUCGGUGGGCUCGGAGAGAAACUCUACAGCGGCCCCCAGCUCCGGGGCUGCGGCCCCCAGACAGCCGGCCAGCAGCGUCACCCCUGCUGUCACUCCAAGUGUCCCCGCUGUCAGCACCGGGCCCCUGCCCCCAGGGUGGGAGCAGAGGGUGGAUCAGAACGGCAGGGUGUAUUUUGUCGAUCACGUGGAAAAGAGAACGGCGUGGGAACGCCCUGAACCACUGCCCCCUGGCUGGGAGCGUCGUGUCGACCAGAUGGGGCGGGUCUACUUUGUCGAUCACAUGACCCGGACCACCACGUGGCAGCGGCCCACCAUGGAGACCGUGCGUAACUAUGAGCAGUGGCAGCACCAGCGCAGCCAGCUGCAGGGGGCCAUGCAGCAGUUCAACCAGAGGUUCAUAUUCGGGCUACAAGAGCAGGUCUCAGCCACUCAAAAUAAGGAGUUUGAUCCUCUCGGGCCUUUGCCACACGGAUGGGAGAAGAGAACAGACUCCACUGGCAGAGUUUAUUUUGUACAUCACCCUACGCGAGCAACACAGUGGGAGGACCCACGAACACAGGGUUUGCUGAAUGACAAGCCUCUCCCUGAGGGCUGGGAGAUGAGGUUCACUGUAGACGGUAUUCCCUACUUCGUGGACCACAACAGGAGAGCGACCACGUACAUCGACCCUCGCACUGGAAAGUCCUCACUUGAAAACGGACCUCAGAUCACCUACGUUCGGGACUUUAAAGCCAAAGUACAGUACUUCAGAUUCUGGUGCCAGCAACUGUCAAUGCCUCAACACAUCAAGAUCAGCGUAACCAGGAAAACCCUGUUUGAGGACUCCUUCCAGCAGAUUAUGAGCUUCAACGCUCAAGAUCUGCGAAGGAGACUUUGGAUCAUCUUCCCUGGAGAAGAAGGCCUUGACUACGGAGGCGUUGCCAGGGAGUGGUUCUUCCUGUUGUCCCAUGAAGUUUUGAACCCCAUGUACUGCCUGUUUGAAUAUGCCGGCAAAGAUAACUACUGUCUCCAGAUUAACCCCGCCUCCUACAUCAACCCUGACCACCUCAAGUAUUUCAAGUUCAUCGGACGCUUCAUUGCCAUGGCUCUUUUCCACGGCAAAUUCAUCGACACUGGUUUCUCACUGCCAUUCUACAAGCGCAUGCUCAACAAGCCCCUGGCCCUCAAAGACCUGGAGUCGAUCGACCCGGAGUUUUACAACUCGCUCAUGUGGAUCAAGGAUAACAACAUCGAGGAGUGCGGGCUGGAGAUGUUCUUCUCCGUGGACAAAGAGAUCCUGGGGGAAGUCUCCACCCAUGAGCUGAAGCCAGACGGAGGAGAGCUCCAGGUGACGGAGGAGAACAAGGAGGAGUACAUCAGGUGGAUAACAGAGUGGAGGCUGUCCCGAGGGGUGGAGGAGCAGACUCAGGCUUUCUUUGAAGGCUUCAAUGAGGUCCUCCCUCAGCAGUACCUGCAGUACUUCGAUGCUAAAGAGCUCGAGGUGAUGCUGUGUGGUAUGCAGGAGAUCGACCUUGCAGACUGGCAGAGAAACACCAUCUACAGACACUACGCUCGCAGCAGCAAACAGAUCGUCUGGUUCUGGCAGUUCAUAAAGGAGGCGGACAACGAGAAGAGGAUGAGGCUGCUGCAGUUUGUCACAGGAACCUGUCGCCUGCCUGUAGGAGGCUUUGCCGACCUUAUGGGAAGCAAUGGUCCCCAGAAGUUCUGUAUCGAGAAGGUGGGAAAAGAAAACUGGCUUCCCAGAAGUCACACGUGCUUCAACAGACUGGACUUGCCGCCAUACAAGAGCUACGAGCAAAUGAAGGAGAAGCUGCUGUUUGCCAUCGAGGAGACGGAAGGCUUCGGACAGGAGUGAAAGGAAUCAGGAGGCGUUUGAUAGUGUGCAGGACUCUGAAGGAAAACAGUGUUCAAAUCAGGGAGCCCCUUCAGAAAAAGCGGGUGUUUUCAUUCUACUCAAGCAUGCACGCACACACUCGUUUGCUACUCCUUCGGGUGCGUGUGUGAGACCGUCGCCUGCAUGCUGUUGCUACGGAGCUGGGAUUAUGGUCUUCUCUGCUCGCGGCAGGCCUCUCGAUAAGUACCUGAAAAAUGUUGUAUUCUUCUGAACCUGAAGCUGCUCCCAUCUCUCAGGAUGUGCGGCAAAUUAUGCAUGGGAUCCUGAAAACGCACCCUCCAUGAAACCUGCAGGAUUUCCCCCGCCUCACAUCAUGAAAUGGCGAGCAAUGGGGGGGCAUCGUAGAAAUCUUAAAACCAGAAAGGGCACAGGUUCUUAAAGUAGAGUCUCGCAACGGUGACUUUGAUCGUGAUUUAAUUCUUAAAGUGUUUAUUUUAAGAUAAGAUUGAGAGGGUGUGCUUUUUCUUUAACAGUUGAAGGCACAAUGAGUAGGAUUUGUUCAAUUACAAUUUUUUUUAACACAUUUAGAGUCAGCUAAACGAGGGUGACGGUGCUCGCUAGCAGAUAAGAGCUAUCCCCAGAUUCAAUUUCGUUUUGGAAGGAAGUUUAUUCUGCACGUCGUUGACAUUUUCCUGGCACUAUGUCUGCGUUUUUUUCCUAAAUCAAUGCCUACAAUCUGGCACCUUGGUCGCUACAUUUGUAUGGUAGAAUUUGCCGACAAACGGACAAAUAAUGGCAAAAAUAAGAGAAAAUCCACAUCUCUGUUCCAGAUCCACACACUUCUGAAGUGAGGAUUGACAGGAUUAAUUGUUCUACAAUCUGUACAUUUUGGAAAAAUCGUACUCAUUGUGCCCUUUCACCAAAAAGCAGACGUUGUUGCCCUAAGAUUGUUUAUCGUGUCCACAUUUAAAAUGACGACAAACGGUGACUUUGAUCACAUCCUGAAAUCUCUCUCACUUUCACUCAUGACUUAAGUGAUUUUUUUUUGUGACCAUAUAAAAUGAUUGCUAUGUCGUUGUUUAUUUUUAAAGUGCCCCAAAUUAAUGCUUAAAUAACAGACAAUCUUGGUGCUGCAAAGAGAUUUUUGCAACAUGUCUAACACGCGUAACUAGAUCACUUUUUUUUGUGUUCUAUAGUAUUUGAUCUGUGAAUCGCUUAAUGAUUGUGAAAAGUGUUGGAGCCUCCAUUAUUUUAAAGUAGUGGGAAAUGUGGACAACAGAACUUAAACUGACCCUAGUUUUAUAGGGAAAGAGUUUGAACGCUGUGACGGGAAUGGGGAGUCUUGGAUUAUAGAGAAUUCUGGGAGUAUUUUAUAAGUUAUUCGUGUUAAAAUCAGCUUCAGAGGGUUAUUUUAAUUCACGGGGUGGGUUUGUUAAAGACAAGGUCCUGAAAAAUCUAGUGGGAAUGAAGUAUUUUAAAAUAUGUAUGAAGUACUUCAAUUAAUGUGUCAGAACUUUAAAUUAUUAUUUUUAGAAAGCAAGUGAAAACACCAAAUGCAAGUCAAACCAAAUCUUGUUUUUUCUUUUAGUUUAGAUCAAAUCUGAAGUGAUAUUUUGAAUGCUUUCUUUGCAAAACUCCACAAGAAAUUGCGAGAAAAAACAUAUGUAGCAUUUGAAGGAGAUUGAUGAACGUAUUGCCCAACAGCCUACCACAAAAUGAACAGGAACAAUUUAAUGACAUUCUUACAAAUUUUAAAUAAAACUCUGUCAAAAAGAUGCAUGAGGUAUUUUUAAAACUUCAGUUUUUCUUCCACACUUAACAUAUAAUUUACCUCUUAUUUACAGUAAAAAUCCAUCUGAUGUCAGUUUGCUUUUUCCGACCGAGAUACUGAUUUAUAAAUGUAUGUCUGAAACAAUUUUUAAAAUGGUGUGUUCAGGUAUUAAUUCUUACUGUGGUCUUUAUGGAUCUCAAUAACUAUCCAGUAAUAACAGAAGUGUGUGACGGAAAGACACCUCCAGAUGUGGAACGAAACUGCAAACAUCUGUUUGGUUAGGUUGACGUCACACAUUUAAUCAGUCACAGAGAUCCAGGGAGUGCUGUUGCUCAUUUAGAGUGAGUUAAAUACACUCUAAAUAGAAAGGUUAGGGCGGCACAAUUCAUCACAUUUUUAUUAAAAUCACAAUAUGGACUAGUGCAAUAUCCAAAUUGCAGUAAGCGCAAUAAUAUACAUUUCUGUUUAGGCAACAUAUUUGAAAAUAUUCUGAAUGAAGUGAAGCUGAAAAUAUAUCCCGGCCUUAACAGUAUUCUACAGACCUAUUAAUAAAAAUGAUUGUUCAGUAUGAUCCUCUUAAAGAAACCACACCAUCCUUGUAUCACGAGCUGUUGACCAAUCACAACCGAGCCAGCCAGCUAACCAGAGCAGAAAGGGCUCUGGUUUCAGACAGAGGGUGAAAAGAGGUGCUGCAGCACAGGCAGUAUGAGAAAACCUUUUUGAACAUUAAAGAAUUGAAACUUGUCCAGUAGAGUCACACUAUACACAUAUGGACCUGAAAUUAGCAUAAUAGGAGCCUUUUAGUGAUAAUCGUAAUACCAUUUUUAUAGUUCUUGCAAAUCAUAUCGAAAAUAUAAUUGCCAGUGGGUAUUUUUCCAAAUUGUGCAGCCCUAGCUUAGGUGGUGUUGGUGUGACAUAGCAGAGCACUUUAAAACUAAAUAUCCCUCCCUUUUCUUCUCAGUAUGUGAAUAAUCUAGUCCUGGGCUCUUUGUUUCAACUUGAUGGUGAGAUGGUGUUUGUCAUGAGCCUUCAGGUAGCCUUAUUUCCAUUCUCAGGCAUCAGAAAUCCUUUGU